CUUAUUUUCGGUUCCCGAUAUAUCCCCCCGUACUGCCAAAGGCACUCAUCUCAUGUCAUAUCAUCUCUCCCUCUCCGUCACAUGCACCCAUUCUCCUCGUUGCCCUUAUAUAGAAUGUGACCUGUAGCAAACUUCUACUUCUGCAUGCAAUUCCUUUUUCGGGAAUCAUACUCAAAGAAAUGCAUUAACUCACUCCUUCCAUUUUUGUCCCUGUUUAUGAUUCAAUAUCCCACCUUUUCAUGGCCGCAUCUUGGUAGUUUUUGAGAGGAUCAAGAGAAGGCCAAAAAAAGAGAACAGCUUUGCAAGAUACCCACAUGCAAUUGCUGGUUAUUUUGUUUGUUUGUUUGUUGUUGUUUGCUCUGCCUUCUAUUUGCGCCUGAGAAUUUUGCAGGUGGUUUUGUGGUUGUUUCUGAUGGAUUUUGCUUCAUGCUUGAAGGUUUUAACUCGAAGUAGUGAAUUGAUAGGUGGGUUUUUGGUUCUUGGCUGUUUUCUACCGGCUUUCAAUGUUUUUGUGUUGUUCUUGAUGUUUGGUCUGGGUUUGAAGUUGUUGCAAUUUACCUGGCAGGGCAAGGGUUUGAUUCAGUUUUUGUGUGAGAUUAUAGGGAAAUCAGUGGAUAAAAAUUGUGGGUUUUGUUUUAGAAGGGGUUUUGAUAAAGUAUGUGAUUCAAAGAUGAUGUCUUUCAGUUUUAGUUCAUUGAAAUUGUUGAAGAAUUCAAAAUCAGGAAAUGAGGAUGAUUUUUUGGUAAGCAAAGAGCUUUCAAAACCAAAUGGUGUUGCUGUUGAUGAUGAUGACGAUUCUGAAAGAGAAUGUGAUGAUAAUGAUGAAAGUAAAUUUUGUGUUGAAGAUGAGGUAUUUGAUGUUAUUGCACUUAGGAGAAUGGUCAAAAUUGAGAGGCAUAGAGCAGACAUGGCUUAUGCAGAACUUGAGAAAGAGAGAAUGGCUACUGCAUCAGCAGCUGACGAAGCAAUGGCAAUGAUUUUGCGGCUCCAAAGUGAGAAGAGUUCCAUAGAGAUUGAAGCCAAUCAGGAACGUAGAUUGGCAGAGCAAAAGCAAGAAUAUGAUCAAGAAAUGAUUCAAUCAUUGCAAUGGAUUUUAAUGAAAUAUGAGUCUGAAAUGACUGUACUAGAAGAAAAGCUGAAGCAGCAUAUGGAGAGUGAUGAAGUGGAUCAAUUUCAAGCAUCUUCUGCCAAUUUGAGUUCUGAUUUUGAUUCAGCUACAGAAGAUGGUUUUGAAGAUAUUCAAACAAACUCGGUUGAAGAGGACUUCUCACUUUUGAACUUUCAACUCAUCAAGGAUCCAUGCAUCACCAUGCCUUACUUUGUGUGUGCAUCAGAAGAUUAUGGUUCUCAAGCCAUAAGCCGUAAUAAAUGAGCCGAACCCUGAGCUUGGACUAGGCAGUGACAUGACCAGACCUGACAAAAUGACCGUAUGCCUGUGUAUGUAUGAUGGGGAUAUAUGUAUGAGAUCAGCUUCUUAGAAACCAAAACAUCCACUUUGUCUUCAACUUUCACAAAUCCUCCAUUACUGCACAUCAAGUUUAGAUCAUUUACUCCCAAGCGAUCACUCAGAAUCCACAUUACUUCACUACACACCACGUGUCACGAUCUUUUAUCCCUGUGGAACUUGGAGUUAACAUGAGGCAACUUUCUUAUUAGGAUUUCAAGUUUUCAACUUUAUGAAAUUGUGGUUCAGUCUGCCAUUUUGUUUGUACCUGUAGAAAAGCUUGCUUCUUGAUUGUGUGCAUCACUGGAAGUAGAAUUCGUAUCAGGCUGUUAUUUGUUAAAACCUCGCUUGAAAAAUUUUCAAACACUCAGCAAGUGGAGAAGUGCUUGAUUUUAGUGCUGAGUUGAGAAUUGAGAUGCAUUCCAUCUUUGGUUUCAAAGGCAAAUUUGGGUAACAACCUGACGCUAAUCUGCUUGUGUUCCAAGUUAUGAGAGGUUAUAACGUCAGCUACAGCCUUCCUAAUCACAUGUGAUUCCGUGGAUGAUUCUCUGUGGUGAGAUAAUUGCUAUUAGGAUUGAAGGUGUUAUUGGUAGGAAGAGGACAAGGAGCCAAGGAGGCACCAUAAAGGAAUAGCACAGUUCAAUGAAUUUUUUGGAUUUAUAGAAGUUUGGUGACUACUGACCAAACCUGAAAGGUUUGAUGUUUUGUUUUUCAUCCAUAUCAAACCGAAUCACUUAAGAAAUUAUAUCGUAUAAAUUAAAUCGAACCAAAUGGGAUAAUUAUCUACUGGUCAAAUCAUAUAUU
This is a messenger RNA of Manihot esculenta (cassava), 2248 nucleotides long. RefSeq names its product protein FLOURY 1-like. The coding region runs from base 413 to 1372 and encodes 319 amino acids. Lineage: Eukaryota; Viridiplantae; Streptophyta; Magnoliopsida; Malpighiales; Euphorbiaceae. The transcript has 2 exons. The record is from RefSeq and is a predicted model, not a curated record.